Priapulus caudatus is the source of this 385-nucleotide messenger RNA. Its product is annotated as aminopeptidase N-like. The coding region runs from base 3 to 347 and encodes 114 amino acids. Gene Ontology annotation, molecular function: metalloaminopeptidase activity; peptide binding; zinc ion binding. Gene Ontology annotation, cellular component: cytoplasm. The record is from RefSeq and is a predicted model, not a curated record. Gene Ontology annotation, biological process: proteolysis; peptide catabolic process. Lineage: Eukaryota; Metazoa; Priapulida; Priapulimorpha; Priapulimorphida; Priapulidae. The transcript has 3 exons.
ACAUGGCCAUCCCAGACUUCGUGUCGGGAGCGAUGGAGCACUGGGGCAUCAUCACCUACCGCGAGACGUCGCUGCUGUACGAUGACGUAGGCUCGUCAUCAUCCAAUAAGCAGCGCGUAGCUCAGGUUAUCGCUCACGAGAUCGCCCACAUGUGGUUCGGUAACCUGGUGACGAACGACUGGUGGAAUGACCUUUGGCUUCAGGAAGGGUUUGCAAGCUACGUCGAAUAUCUGGGCAUGAACCGGACCGAGCCUGCCUGGGACGCGCUGAUCAGUUGCGGUGACCUUGGACCUGGUUCCAGUGCUAGAGCUGGAUGCGACCGUGAACUCUCACCCCAUCGUCGGUAGAGGUCAACAACCCGGAUGAGAUCACCUGCCAUCUUUGA